AUGGCAUCAGCUCUACGAAUAGGCCAGGCGGUCAAGGGUGUAAGAGACGUAUAUGUCGUCGCGCAGAAGCUUCACGACCAAGUCUGGAGCGCAAGCACUACGGCGCAUAAACAAGUCGUGCUCAAAUGWGCGCCUGAGAUUCGUCUUCAACGCGAAAAGCAAAUUUUGCAACAGUUUGAGGGCGAUUCGUGCAUCAGAAACUUCAUCGACUAUGRCAAAGAACCUCCUUUUCUAGUAUUGGAGCACCUCGAGCUUGAUGCACUGAAGUGGUCAAGCGAAGCAAGAGUUUCGAGGCAAGACAUCAAACUCAUCGCUCACAGCAUUCUUUCCGCAUUAGGAUCCCUACAUGCAAAAGGAAUAGUCCAUACAGACAACAUACUCCUCAAUUUCGACGCAAACGGCACGAGAGUUGUGGAGGCUAAAUUAGCCGACUGCGGCGACGCUUGCAACGUCGAUCUAGAGACUGGUCCUCGCGGUACAGCCCAUGCAAUCGGAGCUGCUAUUUUUCGAAGCCCAGAAGCCUUAUUGGGGCUGAAAUGGUCGACUCCAACAGAUAUAUGGUCUUUCGGCGCCACGCUUAUCAGCCUUAUUUUUGGGCGAGGUUUUCACAUUUUCAAGCCUCUGAAGGUAUCGGCCGAUGACGCCGAAUUUCCUGCGCAUGUCCUGAUACAACAAGCGAGAUACUUUGGACCCUUUCCAUUGAGCUACAAGACGCUUUUAGACGAAGAACAGGAACAGAUCCUGGCUGCGAUUCACAUCUACAUAGAGGAGCAGGGUAUUCGGAAGCCGUUCUCCCAGGUGGAAGACAACGAGAUGACCUCGGAAGACAAGGCAUUUCUCUGUGGAAUCAUGAAAUUAGACCCGAGGGAUAGGCUAACGGCAAAGGAGUUGCUUAAACACGAUUGGUUUGAUAUGCCGUAA
Molecule: messenger RNA, 921 nt
Organism: Ramularia collo-cygni
Lineage: Eukaryota; Fungi; Ascomycota; Dothideomycetes; Mycosphaerellales; Mycosphaerellaceae
Product: related to serine/threonine protein kinase
Exons: 5
Coding region: 1-921 (306 amino acids)
Biological process (GO): protein phosphorylation; intracellular signal transduction
Cellular component (GO): nucleus; cytoplasm
Molecular function (GO): ATP binding; MAP kinase activity
Source: RefSeq, a predicted model, not a curated record